GAAGGGCAGGAUGCACCUGGGGGAGGACAUGGGGGACUGUUGGUGGUCAGAGCGUGCGCUGACGGAGCUGCUGGGGGAGCACCCCGGGGAGCUGGUGCGCACUGGCAGCCCCAACUUCGUGUGCACCAUCCUGCCGCCGCACUGGCGCUCCAACAAGACGCUGCCCGUCGCCUUCAAGGUGAUCGCGCUCGGCGAAAUAGGCGACGGCACCGUCGUCACCGUGCGCGCCGGCAACGACGAGAACUUUUGUGCGGAGCUGCGCAACAACUCGGCCGUCAUGAAGAACCAGAUCGCUAAAUUCAACGACCUUCGCUUCGUCGGCCGAUCCGGAAGAGGCAAGAGCUUCAACCUGACCAUCACCGUGAGCACCUCCCCGCCGCAGGUCACGACAUACUGCAAGGCCAUCAAAGUGACCGUGGAUGGCCCCAGAGAACCCAGAUCCAAGGCCCUGACCUGGGAAGGCUACCCUGGGGGAGCUUAUCAAGGCCAGCAGCAGUUCCGAGCGUUCGCCUUGGGCCAGCGACCCUUCCUCGACACCCGCUUCAGCGACCACCUUCGGGAACUCGAACUGAGACGAAAGAGCGACUCCAUACCUCCCAGCAUAGCCUUCAAGGUGCCUCCCACGGGACCCUCCACGCAAGAUGCCACCUCGUCCAUGAGCCUGGGCAGCACAGACACCCAUUGGUCAAGCUACGGCGGCUCACACUACUCAUCCUAUAUCCCAAGUGGCCUGACUGGAGGCAACUCGUCGACGCUGCAGAGCGGCUUCUCGUCGCCACAGACUCUGGGCUACACCAGCGACAUAUCCCAGCAGGUGCCGCUUGACUCGGGGUCGUCUCACCUUUCCUCAGGUGUCGUGGAGAACUCGCCCAGCUCGGGGGGCGACUACGAAGGUCUGGGCUCCCUGCAGGCCCCGCACUCCCCGCCGCGCCACGACUACAUGCUGACGCGCUACUCCUCGCCCGACCUGCGCCACGCCCCGCAGCCCGCGCCCGGCGACCCGCGCCAGGACAUCACCUGCGCCCCCUACACGCCGCCGGCCACCACCACCAACACCGCCGCCACGCCCUCUGCCGUGGGCGGCCUGCUCGCCGGGGCCUCCUCGUCCACGGGCGGCGCGGGCGGUGGGGUGAUCGCUGCUGCUGCCGCGGCGGCGGGGACGGUGGGCGGCGGGGCCGGGAGCUACCCGGGGUACCUGGGGGGCGGCUACUACACGGCCACCACCACGGCCCAGGGCUACCUGUCCCCUAGCGUGUCCCUGCUGUACCCGCACCUGUACCCCCAGCAGGGCCAGCUCUCCCUGCUGGACCCGCGCCAGCCCACGCCCGAGCAGUACCCCGCCGCCGCCAACACGGGCGGCCAGCGGGACUACGGCCGCCACGACGGCUUCCGCGACAUGUCCAGCGCCGGCACCAGCACGCCGGCGCCGCACCAGGGCAUGAUGGCCACCCACAUGGCGCCCGACGACAACCUGCACGCCAUCCACGCCCACGACAGAUACAUGAGCAACGGCACCCGCGCGGGCGGCCCUUCGCCCAACGACCCGUCGGUGUGGCGGCCGUACUAGCGCGGCGUGCGGCAGGGCCCCUGCCAGGCACUGCAGAGCGUUGGGGAAGGAAUGACUGUCGCGAUGACUUGGCUAAUUUAUUGAUGUUGGUAAAGGAUUGACCCGAAGUACUUCGAUUGACCUCCUGCCAUAUGAUGAUGGUCGGCAUGUUUGGUGUGUGUGUGUGUGUGUGUGUGUGUGUGUGUGUGUGUGUGUGUGUUGGAUUUCUUUACAAUGUAAAGUACAAGAGGUGGUGGGUGGCUUCUGCCCCCGCACGCUGUCUCCGCCACUGGGAGGCGAGGCCCUGCUCGGGACUGUCCCGUCCCGUGAGAAGUUCUCCGCGGCACGGCCUCCAGACCUGGCGCAGCACCUUCCUGCCGAGUCCAGGGGAGUAGUAGACAAUUUUAGUUGGAAACCUGCCUUCCCGGCGAGUACUUCGGGCCUCCCCCGCAGCCCCGUGGCCGCCCCGACCCUGGCGGCGAGGCACACUGGGUGGGGCGGGGGCCGCGGGGCGAGGCGGCGCGUGGGGUCUUGGGAGUAUACUGGAUAUUAGAUAUUCAGAUUUUACUCUCGGACCGUGGUGACGCACGUCCAGUGUGUGCCUGAAGCAGAAGCAGCCCCUGUGGAGGCAGCAAGGCACUCCAGUGUGUGUGUGUGUGUGUGUGUGUGUGUGUGUGUGUGUGUGUGUGUCGUGAAGCUGUCGGCACACUCCGCAGCAGUACAAGUUCCCUCCGGUGUCAGCAGGCGAGGCCGCCGUCACUGCUCAACCUGUCCCCGGACGCGGCCGCGGCGCCGGCCUGCGUGGCGGCGCCGCGGCUGUGAGGGCCCCGCCGGAGAGUGACGGGGCCGCCGUAAUCUCAUUGUGGACUGUAUAAAAUAAUCCUCGCUCAAGGUCAUCCAGCUUCAUAAGAGUUCAUGACUGUUUAGAUAUUUUGUUAUAUACAUUUGAUCGUUCCUAUAGACUGUAGGGAAGCACCGCCCGGUGUGUGGCGCGGAGCAGAGGCUGCGAGCUGCCUGCAUCACCCCGCGCCCGGCCACGCGGGGGGAGGGCGCCGCCCCACGCCCCCAGCUCGCCCCGCCAAGGACGCCGCGCCCUCCCGCCCCGACACUCGGCGCCGCUCAAACAGAGGUUCCUGCACACACGGGGUAACCUUGCCGCGAUCUCAGCAAUACCUCAGUGGCCGGGCGCCGCGAAUCUCCUGACGCAGACACCAGCAGCAGCAGCAGCAGCAGCAGCAGCAGCCCGCCGGGCCGCGUGUAGUGUCUGCAUCACGAGUCAGUGUGUCGUGCAAACAUCUCCGCCAGGGGCAGCACCGCCGCCCCGUCUGUGUACAUAGCUCAGCCGCCGUGUACUGUGCCGCUAGCUGUAGGCCCUCAAGUUCUUAAUAAAGCUACAUUUUAUACA
Eriocheir sinensis (Chinese mitten crab) is the source of this 2951-nucleotide messenger RNA. Its product is annotated as runt-related transcription factor 3-like. Lineage: Eukaryota; Metazoa; Arthropoda; Malacostraca; Decapoda; Varunidae. Gene Ontology annotation, molecular function: ATP binding; DNA-binding transcription factor activity, RNA polymerase II-specific; RNA polymerase II cis-regulatory region sequence-specific DNA binding. Bases 11 to 1567 code for a protein of 518 amino acids. Gene Ontology annotation, cellular component: nucleus. The transcript is spliced from 7 exons. Gene Ontology annotation, biological process: regulation of DNA-templated transcription. The record is from RefSeq and is a predicted model, not a curated record.